GCCAGUCAAACAAGUCACGGCAGGCGAAGCGAACGCAUUGCGCAGCGAAAACCCCCCGGCUUCGCGUACGGUGGAUGCGCCACUUUUACAAGAGCAGCACGCAGGUUUAUCUCGUUUGCGUUGUGAGUCUGUGUGUGUGUGUCGGUGCGGUGUUUGUGAUUGGGACGGAAACCAUCAGAAGGUAGCGAAGCGCGAGAUUGCAACUAUCAAUUAUCAAUAAUCGAUCAAAAAAGGUGGUACCGCUGCGGUGAUGUCGCUCACCGUGGAGCUGUUUGACCUGCCGGCGCACCAGUUUCGGGUGUUCUGGGGAGCCUCCGGCAGCCUGUGGCAGUCGCUGUGGGACCGUCUGCUCGAUAUCACUGGUGAUAAUCCGUUCGUACUUUGGACCGUCGGCUCGUACGUCUACACAACGUUGGUGUACUGGAGCAUCGGGCUGGUCUAUACGCUGUUCGAUGUGACCGGGCGGCCAGGCUUCCUGCGCCGGUACAAGGUGCAACCGGGCACCAACGAGCCGGUCGACGCGGCUCGGUUGCGCACCGUCAUCCGGCAGGUGCUGUUCAACCAGUUCGGUACCGGGUUUCCGCUGCUCUUCCUCAUGUACUACCUGCUGCCGGUGGAGCAGACGAGCGCCCGCAUCCGCGAGCUGCCGACGUUCGUGACCGUCGUGUGGCAGCUGGCCGUGUGCAUCGCGGUGGAAGAGGUGCUGUUCUACUACAGCCAUCGGCUGCUGCACGAUGGCCGCAUCUACAAGUACAUUCACAAGCGGCACCACGAGUGGACGGCCCCGAUCGCCAUCACCGCCAUGUACAGCCACCCGGUGGAGAACCUGGUCAGCAAUCUGCUACCGAUCGCCGUCGGCGUGUGGACGACCGGCUGUCACAUCUCCGUCGCCUGGCUCUGGUUCACGAUCGCCAUCUCCAACACACUGCACGUGCACUCCGGCUACCACCUGCCGUUCCUGCCCAGCCCCGAGCAGCACGACUACCAUCAUCUCAAAUUCAACCAGUGUUUCGGCGUGCUGGGCGUGCUCGAUUGGCUGCACGGUACGAACGAUAACUUCCACCAGUCCAAGCAGUCCAAGCGGGACUACAUCCUAACCACGCUCGAGCCGGUCCGGGAAACCCAUCCGGACCAGUAGCGAACCGACUACGACUUUCACCGUGAUGUUACCAGAGACCAACAGAACAGAAAAGACUUUGUAUAUUCCCUUAUCAAAUAGAUCCGGAGUCGGCAAAGUCCGGCCGUAAGAACAUUUUAAUGCAACAUACGAAAACAAACGUCCAAAUUCUUCUCGGAGUGUUCCACGAUAUCACACAAAUUUUAGCCAAAAAUGUACGUUGCAACUGUACUUGUUUUACAGACGUUUUCAUAAUUGAUUGUUUUAAAAUAUUCCAGGCUCAUUAAUCGUACAUGGCCAACAGUGUAUUUACCUCGAAGCACAGUUCUGUUAAUAACUGAGACUACAACAGAAGAGGUUCAAUGUCAUGUUUAAUUUAAAAAAAACCAACGAACCAA
Anopheles coustani is the source of this 1515-nucleotide messenger RNA. Its product is annotated as fatty acid hydroxylase domain-containing protein 2-like. Bases 251 to 1138 code for a protein of 295 amino acids. The record is from RefSeq and is a predicted model, not a curated record. Gene Ontology annotation, molecular function: iron ion binding; C-4 methylsterol oxidase activity. NCBI's taxonomy places the organism in Eukaryota, Metazoa, Arthropoda, Insecta, Diptera, Culicidae. The transcript is spliced from 3 exons. Gene Ontology annotation, biological process: sterol biosynthetic process.